UUUGUGUGUCUACUGUUAUAGCCUUAAACAGGUUGGACACUAUGAUCGUAUUGCGUUCAAGGAUGCUGACUCAAAAGUGGAUAAUCCUACCAUGGAAUCAGUUCUCUCAUUGGAUGAUGGUAGAUGGUCGCAGCCUACUGAGGAUGCCAGCUCAUUUUAUGAUGAUGUGAGGAAUGAUAAUCUUUCAUCAAAUAUUAUUCAUCAACCUUCUCCCCCUCCUGUCCUUGCCCAAGUGCAACAAGAGUAUCGGCCAAUUUCUCCCUCCAGAGUUGCUGAUCCAAGACCUGGGCCAGUUAAACCCCAGGAUGGGAUGACUGGUUCUAAUGCUUAUCAACAUCUGCAUAUUCCAGUAAGGAUGAUGGAAGAUUUCUUAAGGUUAGCAAAAGCUAAUACAACAAAAAAUUUAGAAACAUGUGGUGUUCUUGCUGGUUCACUGAAGAACAGAGUAUUUCAUAUCACUACCCUUAUAAUUCCAAAGCAAGAAUCAACAUCAGAUUCUUGCCAGACAUUGAAUGAAGAAGAAAUAUUUGAGGUUCAGGACAAACUCUCUCUUUUUCCUCUUGGAUGGAUUCAUACCCAUCCAUCUCAAACAUGUUUUAUGUCAUCAGUUGAUCUGCACACACAUUACUCCUAUCAGAUUAUGUUGCCAGAGGCAAUUGCAAUCGUCAUGGCUCCUACCGAUGAAUCCAGUCCUCAUGGUAUCUUUCAUUUGUCUGAUCCCGGUGGUGUAUCCGUAAUUCGAAACUGUCAACAGCGCGGUUUCCACCCGCAUGAAGAAGCUGAAGAUGGAAGCCCCAUCUAUGAACACUGUUCUCAUGUGUAUAUGAAUGCAAAUUUGAAGUUUGAUGUAGUAGAUCUUCGAUGACUUUGCAAUUUUGUUUAUUAUCUGAAGCUUAGGAGAAACCUUGUACAGCUUGUAUUCGCACAAUAUGCUGUCGGCCCAUACUAUUACAUUUUGUAAAUUUUUUUUUUUUUUGAAACAAGAUUGGUAGAGUGGGGGUAUAAGGGUAUUGAAUUUGUUUUUUCACCAUAUUGUGUUAACAAUACUACUCAGUGGGUCUAUCCUGAAUGCUAUGGGUAUUAAUUUGAGAUUUAA
This is a messenger RNA of Ipomoea triloba (trilobed morning glory), 1096 nucleotides long. RefSeq names its product AMSH-like ubiquitin thioesterase 3. Gene Ontology annotation, molecular function: K63-linked deubiquitinase activity; protein binding; metal-dependent deubiquitinase activity. Gene Ontology annotation, cellular component: membrane; endosome. The transcript has 7 exons. Gene Ontology annotation, biological process: protein K63-linked deubiquitination; protein K48-linked deubiquitination. The record is from RefSeq and is a predicted model, not a curated record. NCBI's taxonomy places the organism in Eukaryota, Viridiplantae, Streptophyta, Magnoliopsida, Solanales, Convolvulaceae. Bases 92 to 865 code for a protein of 257 amino acids.